Marchantia polymorpha subsp. ruderalis is the source of this 5703-nucleotide messenger RNA. The record is from the annotation of a GenBank genome assembly. NCBI's taxonomy places the organism in Eukaryota, Viridiplantae, Streptophyta, Marchantiopsida, Marchantiales, Marchantiaceae.
GGACGGAAGCAAGCGAGGAAGGGAGGAAGGAGGGAAGCAAGGGAGCAGCGAAUGGAAAGGAGAACAAGGACGAAGAAGGAAGAGAGAGAGAGAGGGGGUGGCGAGGGGGGAAAGGGGGAGAGAGAGUGGUGUGUGCGAGGGUGAACGCGCAGAGAGAGAGGGAGAGGGAGAGGGAGAGAGGAGUAACUUCUGUGCAUAUGUCAAGUUUUUUAGACUUGUUUUUCUUUUUUUUUCCGUAUCGUUUGAGGCGAGUCUGCAGAGUCUGACUUCACAGUCGUGGGUAAUUGCAUACCACGGCGUAUGCCCUGGUGCCCUUGGCCGCAAUUGGGAAAUCAAAUGGUGGUUUGAGUGUGCUUCUUGUGCACGGCGUCGGAUGCAAUUUUAUGACAAGGGCGUGGCACGUCAAUUGCACACGCCUGGGCUGAGAAUUUCCCCUCAUUUUGCUUACGGAGCUCCGGAACAUCUCAAGUUGUAAUUCGUUCUUCAUACAUCAUCACCCCCAGCUCCUCCUCGCUUUCUCUUGUUCAGCGUGUCUCGGUCCCUUACCCUCUCCGGCAUUGCAUGGUUUCUCCUGUGCACGGGCGUCGGUCGUUCAUCGGUUUUCUUUACUGCAGGGGCGAGAUGCAGCCGACUGGCCAUGAUCGUUUCACUUCUUUGAGCCGGAGUUGUUUGUGCGACAUGAUGUCGAUUCACCCGCAACACAACAGAGGUUUAGCCACGCGUGUGUGAAGUGGGGUUCUCUGGGCGCGACGGUACCGGUGGCUGAGGAUCGCAAACUCCAAACACGGCUGUUAUAUUUCUCAGACUAUUGGAUGCCAGGAGCAGACGUGAAACGCGUUCCGAAGAGGAGAGAGAGUCAUGUAUGAAAGUGACCUGCGAUGGACUCCGCAGCUUACUUACGCAUUCGUGCUUUGGCGCCCCCCGGACACUUCUCAGUUCACUUUCGUCGCCAUUGCAUGUUCGCGCUCUGAACUCCGGUUUCAGUCCUUGUAGGCUUCACUGUAAGAUGAAAUUCGAUACGAGUGGAAGCUCUGGGUUUGCAGGGCACCUCAAUGAAUCCUUGACCAAAGGAAGAUUUCUGGAGUAUUGAAGAAGGAAUGUUGGGUAAGAGGCAAUAUGGCUUUGGGAGAUGCAGUUUUGUUUAGACAGAGGUCCAUGGAAGGUAUGGCGGGUGGUCAAUUAGGAGCUCAACUUUCCUUGUCCUCAGUACCACACAACAUGGACGAGCUUGUGCAAAGAACUAGAGUUCAUGCGGAUGAAGCAGAGGAACCAGCACCACAGCAGGAUGGGGAGACUGUCGCGUAUUUGCCACCCAAUCUCUAUCUUUGUGACUUGCGCCAUGAUGCGGGUGAAACUUCCACCUCGUUAGGACCUGCGGAGAGCGGUCUUGUGUCGAAGUGGAGAAUGAAAGACAGAAUGAAAACAGGGUGCGUGGCACUGGUGUUGUGCCUGAAUAUCGGGGUCGACCCUCCCGACGUUAUCAAAAUUUCUCCAUGUGCAAGAAUGGAGUGCUGGAUCGAUCCGUCCUCCAUGCUUCCGUUAAAGGCGAUUGAUGCCAUUGGGAAGAACUUGCAAGUACAGUAUGAACGAUGGCAGCCUAGGGCGAGGUACAGAGUGCAGCUGGACCCUACCGUAGAAGAGGUGAAAAAAAUAUGUACUACCAGCCGCAAAAGCGCAAAAAAUGAAAGAGUCUUGUUUCACUACAAUGGACACGGCGUUCCCAGACCUACUGUGAAUGGGGAGAUUUGGCUGUUUAAUAAGAGUUACACGCAGUACAUUCCACUCUCAGUAUACGAACUUGAGUCAUGGUUGGGAACGCCAUCAAUCUAUGUUUUUGACUGCUCAGCCGCAGGCAUGAUUGUCAACGCGUUUUGCGAUAGGCCAGAUUACGGUGGUGGCAACCCCUCACCUCAUCCCGCUCCUGCUAUGAAGGAUUGUAUACUACUGGCAGCAUGCGGUGCCCAUGAAAUCCUACCGCAAAAUGCAGAGCUUCCAGCGGAUGUGUUCACCUCAUGCCUAACAACUCCCAUCAAGAUAGCGCUGAGAUGGUUUUGCCCUCGUUCGUUACUGAAGGAUACAUUGGAUCCUGACCUUAUAGAUCGAAUUCCUGGCCGGCAAAAUGACCGGAAAACGCCACUUGGGGAACUAAAUUGGAUUUUCACUGCUAUCACUGAUACGAUUGCCUGGAAUGUACUUCCCCGUGAUCUCUUCCAAAGGUUAUUCAGGCAGGAUCUACUUGUGGCAAGUUUGUUCAGAAAUUUCUUGUUGGCAGAGCGAAUUAUGAGGGCAGCAAACUGUUCUCCACAGUCUUAUCCAGCCUUACCGCCUACGCAUCAGCAUCCUAUGUGGCAUGCAUGGGACAUGGCAGCAGAGAUCUGCUUGUCGCAGUUACCAGCUCUACUGAGUGAUUCGAAUUUAGAAUUUCAGCCAAGUCCUUUUUUCACUGAGCAGCUCACUGCAUUUGAAGUUUGGCUUGAACAUGGCAGUAGCCGGAAAAACCCACCUGAACAGCUUCCAAUUGUUCUUCAGGUUUUGCUAAGUCAAUCUCAUCGAUUUCGGGCUUUAGUACUUCUGGGUAGAUUUUUGGACAUGGGCGCGUGGGCUGUGGAUCUGGCUCUUUCUGUGGGAAUCUUUCCUUAUGUACUCAAACUAUUGCAAACCACCGCUACGGAAUUGCGUCAAAUCCUUGUUUUCAUAUGGACAAAGAUCCUUGCUCUUGACAAGUCAUGCCAGGUCGAUCUUGUGAAAGAUGGAGGGCACCAGUACUUUAUCAAGUUCCUGGAUAGUGACGACGUCUGCGCGGAGCAAAGGGCUAUGGCUGCAUUUGUUCUAGCUGUUAUUGCUGACGGUCAUCCAAGGGGUCAAUCAGCCUGCAUACAAGCAGGGUUGAUAAAUAUUUGCCUGGUGCACAUCCAAACAGUUCCGGGCGCUGAAUCACAGCCGGAGCCACUUCUUCUGCAGUGGCUAUGUCUAUGCCUUGGGAAACUCUGGGAUGGUGCCCCAGAAGGCCAAGCUGCCUACAGAGAUAAUGCUCGAACAACACUCACUUCCCUUUUAUCAGAACUGAACCCGGAGGUUCGUGCGUCUGCAACGUACGCCUUGGGGACAUUGGUGAAGGCACACAGUGAGUCUACUAUUCCAACUGAAACCUCGUCCGUGGAAGACGAAGAAGAUGAGGAGGCGCUUACGUCUGAGCGCGAAAUAGCCCGAAGCUUACUGAAGGUUAUCAAUGACGGAAGUCCUCUCGUAAGGACUGAGCUCGCCAUAGCUCUUGCACGGUUGGCUAUUGCUCACAACAGACUUUUCCGGGCUGCUGCCUCAGCUUAUUUGAAGCCUCCCAGCAGUAUGUUGUCACCGACGUUUGCGGCGAGUAGGAAUGCUAGCUAUGGUUAUACGCAACAAUUAGCCUUUGCUGGAUCAAGUAUGAUGGACCAAAGUGCGGGACUGAGAGUUGGACUCGAGGGAACUACUCCUCCUCGCCCGUUAAGACCCGUUAUGAGCAGUGGCUCCCUACCGUCGUCGGGAAAUCUUCAUGGAUCUCCAUCGGAGCUGGGUUACACUGAAGAAGCAAGAUCACUAGGCAAUGGUCCAGCUUCCAACGGAGUUUCCAGAAGCUGGAGAUUAAGGGGUGAAGAGAGUGGCAUCUAUGUACAGUGUGUUGCAGCAGUGUAUGCUUUGGCCAGAGACCCAUCGCCUCGAGUUGCCAGCAUUGGGCGACAAAUUUUACGGUCUGUAGGUGUAGAAGUCGUGGUGAAGCCUGUGAGGACGAACAGCGGACCAGGCCACACGCGGAAUGCGUCAGUCCCUGCACUACCUCCUACACCGUUGCCAAGUGGACUAGUACGCUCUACUUCAUGGGUUGCUUCCACUUCAGGGAAUCUUGCGAGCACAUUCAGAACACCGCCCCCAAGUCCUCCAUCAAGACCGAAUUUCCUGACUAGCCCGAUGGGAAUACGAAGAGUUUCAUCAAUGGAACAGUUCUCCUCUACAGCAUCUACUCCUCGGGAUAUGGGAAGAAUACCAAUACGGAUAUCUGGAGAAAUAGGGAUUGCAACUACGUCUCCUGUUCCUAGAUCAGUCAGUGCAACUGGUCUAGCGGAUGGAAGUGGAGUUCCGGUUGGCCCAGCCUCACUGAGCAUGGAAUCCACUGUCCCUACAUCGACUUUGUACAGUUGGAGUUGUGGGCACUUCUCAAGACCGCUUCUUGAGCCCACCCACGAAGAUGAGGAUGAGGUGCUAGCUAGAAGGGAGGAAAGAGAAAGAGUGGCUCUCGAUGGCAUGUCCAAGUGCCAACAUUCGAGUGUCAGUAAGGUCAGCGACCCAAUUUCAAGCUGGGUCACGCUUUCAGAAAUGGGGACCAAGGCUGUGUUGUUGCAUCCAUUUUCUCCACUCGUUUGCUGUGCGGAUGAGAAGGAGACUAUCAGGAUAUAUAACUACGAGGAAGAACAACUGGUCAAUACUUUUGACAACCACAAUGCUCCAGACAAAGGGGUAUCCAAGUUAUGUUUGCUGAAUGAGCUGGACGACAGUUUACUGCUGGUGGCUUCAAGUGAUGGGAGUGUAAGAGUGUGGAAAGAUUACACUCAAAAAGACAAUCAGCGCCUUGCCACCGCAUUCCAAACAAUUCAAGGACACAAACCCGGUUCCAGGGGAAUCAGUGCUGUUGUAGACUGGCAGCAGUACACGGGUCUCUUGUACGCAUCUGGCGAAAUCUCAUCCAUCACCGUGUGGAACUUGGAUACCGAGCUUUGUUUUGCAACCAUACCUUCUCAGUCGGACAGCUGCACAUCAGCCAUGUCGGCGUCUCAAGUACACACUGGGCAAUUAGCAACGGGAUGUGGAGACGGUUUUGUCAGAGUUUAUGAUAUCAGAACCCGUGGAAUGCUUGUUUGCGCCAUGAAAGCACACUCGAAUAGGGUUAUGGGUAUUGACUUUCAACCAGGAAUGGAUCUCACAAAGAUGGUGUCUGCUUCCCAAUCGGGAGAUAUUAAAUUUCUGGAUAUCAGAAAUAAUGCCAGCCCAUACUUGAGUAUCGACGCCCACAAAGGUCAUCUAACAUCUCUAGCCGUCCAUAGACAUGCUCCAGUGAUUGCCAGCGGGUCAUCAAAAUCGUUCAUCAAGGUCUUCAGUACGAGUGGCGAGCAGCUGAGCAUGGUGCGCUACCACAAUAGUUUCUUAGGUCACAGAAUAGGACCUGUUAGUUGCCUACAUUUCCAUCCAUACAGUGUGCUUCUGGCCGCAGGCGCGACAGACUCAAUUGUCUCAAUUUAUGCCGGUGAGAUGCACUCCAGAUAAGGCAGGUUUUCUCCUUUCCUCAUGCUUAUAAUGCCUUCGCAAAUAGCAGUAGGUCUGGAGAGCAGGUUCCAUACUUGUAAUUGUGUCGGACUUAGCUUAGUGUGUGAAAUCCAAAAAUUCUUUACAAUAAUGAGUAGAAUGAAAAGGUGAUUUCUCAUAGCGGGGUACUUUACAAUGAGAAUCACUUCGAAAUUGAGUGACCAUCAUUGUAUCACUAUCCGCUGAGGAAGAUGCUCUUGAUGGAGGUGUCAAAAAUGUAUGUAUUUAUAUACUUUUGAUUGGGUCGGGUCUAUUGUACAGAAUUGUGGACCAUCACCUCUAUGAUGGGGCUGAAUGUUAUGUGGAUAUUUCAAACUGUCAUCCUUUGUAAAUUGCCUGUGUACUGGGCACUCAAUGAAGUCAAUUUUU